Messenger RNA from Macroventuria anomochaeta, 1935 nucleotides. RefSeq names its product acetamidase. The coding region runs from base 1 to 1935 and encodes 644 amino acids. Lineage: Eukaryota; Fungi; Ascomycota; Dothideomycetes; Pleosporales; Didymellaceae. The transcript is spliced from 4 exons. The record is from RefSeq and is a predicted model, not a curated record.
AUGAAUAGGAUGUUUGAGGAUAAGGUCUUCGUCUCUGAUAGUUUAUCCGGGCUGAGUCAAGCAUCCACGGGAAUCGCGAUGAAGGUGCUACGAGGUACCGCGUGGAGGCAGGCACGAUCGCUGCUCCUCCCCCUCAAGCCGCUCUCGUCCCGUGUCCCGCGGCAAACCUCGGCUCUUGCCCCAGGUUUGAUAUCAUUCAACCAUCUCUACACUGAUCAGUUGCAUCAUCACAAUCUCAACAACACUAUGUCGAAAUCGAAGACUCAGUCAGACCCUACGCCCACACCAAAGUGGCAGUCGGUCUCAUGGCAGAAGAAGGAUCAACAGUUCGCUCGCAUACCUAGUCAAUGGCGCUUGCCCCAAUUACCAUCCCCAAGUGUCACGAACUACCUUGGAGUCCCACGCGAGUGUGGGCUGUUGACAGACAAAGAAUUGGACAUUACAGAGAACUACGACGCUACUUCGCUGGCAAAAGCAAUUAGAGAAAGAAAGUUAACAAGCGUGGCAGUCACAACAGCUUUCUGCAAGAGGGCCGCCAUUGCACAUCAACUUACCAACUGUCUGACCGAGAUCUUUUUCGAUGAUGCACUGAAGCGAGCAGCAGAAUUAGACGCGCAUCUCGAAGCUGGCAAACCACCUCUAGGCUUGUUACAUGGCGUUCCUAUAUCCUUGAAGGAUAUGUUCAAGGUCCGUGGAUAUGACUCUUCCCUUGGUCUGGCCGCACUGUCCUUCAAGCCAGCUACAGAGAACUCAGUACUCGUGGAUCUGCUACUUAGCUCCGGCGCAGUGCUCUACUGCAAGACGAACGUUCCACAGGCUCUUAUGGCGCUUGACUCGCACAACAAUGUCUUCGGCCGCACCCUCAACCCCAUCAACACCGCACUCACUGCAGGUGGCAGCACUGGCGGCGAAGGUGCUCUACUGGCAAUGCGCGGCUCCGUACUUGGCAUUGGUACAGAUGUCGGAGGUUCGAUUCGAAUCCCUGCCAUGUGCGACAACCUGUAUGGUAUCAAGCCUAGUGAUGGUCGCAUACCAUACGCGCUUAUCGAAGGGGGUUCACUUCCUGGUGCAGCUAAGCUUGGUCUACCAGCAAGCGCAGGCCCUUUGGCGCACUCCAUGCGGGACAUGGACCUAUUUUUCCAGGCAGUGUCUGAUCAAAAACCGUGGUCAUUCGACCCGGAUGUCGUGCCAUCUCCGUGGACGUCGCUUAGCAUCCCAUCAGCGAAGAAGCUAAGAAUCGGUGUUGUAAGGAGCGACGGCGUGAUCAAACCCCUGCCACCCAUCGCGCGACUACUGGACGAGGCGAAAACCAAGAUGCAAAAGGCUGGUAUCGAAGUCAUCGAGAUGGACAUUGCCUCGCUCUUCUCGCAAUGUCAUUCUCUCGCCAAUGGCUUGUUCAACGUAGAAGGUGCGAAUGCAAUGUUUGAUCUGCUGGAGUCUGGAGAAGAACCACUGUCGCCAUGGCUGUCAACCCGACUAAAGAGAAGGAACAUGGCGCCAUUCGAAAAGCUACAGGAACUUCAUGGCAAGCGAGAGAAGCUGCGAAAAGAGUGUCUGCAGAUGUGGAGAGACAAGACAGGCGAGAUCGAUGCCUUCAUCUGCCCUGUUGCACCACAUCCUGUCCCACCGAUCGAUCGCUACAAUGGCGCCGGCUACACGAGCUCCUUUGUGUUGCUUGACUAUCCUGCAGGUACCAUACCUGUCCGCACAUUCACCAAAGCAGAUGUCAAGGGUGAGAUGAAAGGCAAGCCGAUAGGAAGCUGGGACAAAGUCAAUCGGGCUCUCUGGACCGAAGUCGAUCGCGACUUGUACGUAGGGUCGCCACUGUGCAUCCAGGUUGUAGCGCCGAAGCUGCAAGAGGAGAAACUGGUGCACGCCAUGUCCGCCAUAGAUGCAGCGUUGAAGGCGGAGCAACCACUCUCUGCAAAGCUCUAG